CGUUUGAUUUCCUGUUUAGGAUUGUUUAGGAUUAAAAUUAUCCUGAGAAAUUAGUAUGGAUUAGUGUGGGUUUUUAUUAUUCCAUGGGUGUUUGAUAUCAUGUCUACUUAAUCCUAUAUGGUGUUUGAUAUCCAUAGGAUUAAGUUGGAUUAUAUUUUAUAAUACCUAAACUAACCUCAUAAAAUUUUAAUAAUUCCAAGUGUGUCCUCCAUCAAAGCCCAUAAUCUAUUCAUACACCAAUCGGCCCUUUCAUCUUCUUUUGCCGUGGGAUACAAACAGUCGCUCGUAGCAGCUGUAUACAUCCUCCAUCGCUGCAGCCAUUGUUCAGGCACUGUAGACUCGGCACCGGGAACCGCAGCCGAGUACGAGCAAGGCGAACUCGUCCAUUCUUUCAGCGCCGUCUCCUGCAACUCGAAAAUGAGUCAAGCAACAACAGGUAGCAAUGGCGCAGCCCGUUCCAGCAAGCCCAACAAGACGGACCAAAAGCGUCGUUCUUGGUCCACUCACGAAGAACAUGUGUUGCUCGCCUCGUUGAAAGAACUUGUUGCAAACGGUUGGAAAUCCGACAAUGGAUUUCGAGGCGGGUAUUUGAGCAAACUCGAGGAGGCCAUGAGGAAGGAGUACCCCGACUCUGAUUUGAAGGGAACGCCCCACAUCAACUCGAAGGUGACAACAUGGAAGAAAACAUAUUAUUCACUUUGGAACAUUCUCAAAGUUAGCGGGGUUGGCUUCAAUGUCAACGGCAAGCAUAUGAUUGACUGCGAUGACGAGCAGUGGCAAAGCUUUGUGGCUGCUGAUAAGAAUGUGACUAAUUUUCGUUACAAGAGUUGGCCGUAUUACGAGGAUUGGAAGCUGAUCUUUGGCAAGGAUAGGGCAACGGGCGAUGAGGCGGAGGACCUAAUGGAGGCGGCGCAUGAGAUGUAUCAAAAGUUGAGUAGCAGCCCGCUCAACGAUCUUGGAGAUUACCACGUCUCCCUCGACGACAUAUUUGAGAAUGACUUGACCGGGGACAAUGUAAGUCAAACCCCCAAUCAACAAGAAACCAUACCGAUUGAACAAGAGGCUCCAACAACAAGCAAGAAAAGGCGCCGUAGUGGAGGUUUCGAUGAGAAGUUUUUUGAGGCGUUGCAUGAGGUCGGGCGGGGCACGGAGUCACGACUUGAGACUAUAUCAUGUCGAAUGGGGUACGACUUCGACGUAUCAAAGGCGCGCAAAGAAGUGAAUGCCAAGUUGAGUGGCAUACCCGGGCUCUCACAACAUGAUAAGUUUGUUGUAUGCAAUAUGCUUGCGGAGAAAACGGAGUAUCUCGAUAUCUUUUCUAGCCUAUCCGAGGAUGAGAAGGGAGCAUAUGUCACGUUCCUUCUUGCUUCGAAGAAGGACAAGUGAUUCACCUUCUUCUUCGUACAAGGGGGUGUCUCUUUUUUGAACGUGGGUACACGCACUUUACUAUCGUGAUUUGGAUCUUAUUUGCUUUUUAUUGUUUCUCAACUCUUUCUAGUUUGGGAUCGCACUUUACUAUGGUGUUUUGGAUAUUAUUUGCUUUUUAUUGUUUCUCAACUCUUUCUAGUUUGGGAUAUUUGUGUUUUUAAUAGACUUCAAUGUCA
Messenger RNA from Salvia miltiorrhiza (redroot sage), 1604 nucleotides. RefSeq lists its product as uncharacterized. Lineage: Eukaryota; Viridiplantae; Streptophyta; Magnoliopsida; Lamiales; Lamiaceae. The record is from RefSeq and is a predicted model, not a curated record. The coding region runs from base 418 to 1386 and encodes 322 amino acids. The transcript has 3 exons.